Messenger RNA from Caenorhabditis briggsae, 66 nucleotides. The transcript has a single exon. Bases 1 to 66 code for a protein of 21 amino acids. The record is from RefSeq and is a predicted model, not a curated record. Lineage: Eukaryota; Metazoa; Nematoda; Chromadorea; Rhabditida; Rhabditidae.
AUGUGCCAUUUUGGGACAUGGUACUCUCAGUUUUACAGUAUUUUGAGUUUCGUUUUCUAUUUCUAA